This is a messenger RNA of Hevea brasiliensis (rubber tree), 3119 nucleotides long. Its product is annotated as U-box domain-containing protein 33. The transcript has 7 exons. Lineage: Eukaryota; Viridiplantae; Streptophyta; Magnoliopsida; Malpighiales; Euphorbiaceae. The coding region runs from base 284 to 2887 and encodes 867 amino acids. Gene Ontology annotation, molecular function: ATP binding; ubiquitin-protein transferase activity; protein kinase activity. Gene Ontology annotation, biological process: protein phosphorylation; protein ubiquitination. The record is from RefSeq and is a predicted model, not a curated record.
GUGAUUUCGACUCCAAAGCAUAUCUCUCUUCUCUUGGAAGUCAACCUGAAAAGUCUAAGCUCUCUGCAGCCUAUCCUUUUCUUGUUUCGUAGAAACAAACAAUAUAUGUAUAUAAAGAAAACGAAAGAAUUUCAUUUUCAAUUUCCACAAGAACAAAUUCUGAUAUUCUUUUUCGGCCCGCAUGUGAGAUGUGACCAUACUGCAAGCACACAAAGAAAACCGACAAUAUCUGAGUCGCCAAUUCAAAGUUAUUAGCUACCGCCGCUCUCCAAAACCCUCUCUUAUGGAGUUUUUGAAUCCCGCUCACCCGCCUCUUCACGACCCUGCGCUGGAAUCCCUUUCUGGUUUGUCUUCCCCGGAUGUUUUCCGGAUUGGGUUUGAUCGGACGGUGAGUUCCCAAUUGCCUGAUAUUGUUGAAGAAGGCGGUGGUGUUAGUGUUAGUGGCGGUGGUGGUGGUGGUGGUGACAAAGUGUACGUGGCUGUGGGAAAAUCUGUUGAGAAAACUGUCGGUUUGCUUCAUUGGUGCUUUAAACGCUUUGGGGGCAGAGAAAUUUGUAUCCUUCAUGUUCACCAGCCCUCUCCUCUAAUACCAACUCUACUGGGAAAUCUACCAGCAAGUCAAGCAAAUGCUGAAGUAGUUUCAGUUCAUAGAAGGCAAGAAAGGGAACAGACAAAGAAGGUUUUAGAAAUUUUCUUGGCCAUUUGUCAUAGAGCUAAGGUUGAAGCAAGUAUCGUUACAACUGAUUGUGACCAAGUUCAAAAGGGAAUAGUAGAAUUGUUAAACAGACAUGACGCUAGGAUGCUUGUUAUGGGUGCUGUACCAGAAAAUUGCAUGAAGGUGAAAAAGAGUUCCAACAAAGCAAAUUAUGUAGCUAAAAGUGCUCCUAUAUUCUGUGAAAUAUGGUUUAUCAACAAAGGGAAACAUGUGUGGAUGAGAGAAGCUUCUGAAAGGUCUAGUCUUUUACCAUCCUGUGAUGAUGCAGGGGGUGCAAGUACGGAAAAUUUAAGGCCUAAAUCACUUGGGUGUAGUAAGAAUAUGUUGCCAUCACACCCCGGAUAUCUUCGAUCUAGUUCUUCUACAGGUUUAACUUGUUCCCAAUAUAGCCAUUGGGUUCAAUCAACCUGUGCAGAAGUGCCAAUGUUGCCUGCUAGAUCUUGUUCUACCAAUACAUGUUUUUCCCACUCUAUCCACAGUGCAUUUAGUCCUAGAAGUAGUAGCUCUGGCACAUCUACUGAAAGAAGGGUGUCUUCAGAUUCUGAUUCAAUGGUUGAGGAAGAGAGCUUAUACUGUCAGCUGGAACGAGUAAGGACAGAAGCUGAAGCAUCAAGGAAUGAAACAUUUGAAGAACUGUUGAAGCGCAAAAAAUUGGAAUUCCAAACUUUGGAAGCCAUAAGCAAGGUUAGAAGCUUGAUUCCUUCUUCUCUUCAGGUCAAAAUCUUUGACUCUGCCUAUGCAAAUGAAGUUAAACUCAGAAAAGAAGCUGAGAAUGCUCUAAGGAAUACAAUAGAGGAACGAGAAAAACUCUUGGAAGAGAAAGAGGAAGUAACUAAAGAGCGACAAAGGGCCAUGGGAAAUGUUGCUCUUCUAGACAAUCGUGUACAAGAAUCAAAUCGUUGGCGGGAUGCUGCUGCUGGAGAAUUGCAACUUGUUCAAGCGUCCAUUGCAUCUCUGCAGCAGGAAAAGCAGACUAUCCGACGGCAGAAAAUGGAAGCUGCACAUUGGCUUGAGCGAUGGAAAAAUCGUGGGCAAGCUGGAGCUCCUAACUGUAAUGGGUUGCUUGGGUUUGUUGAAGAGUUGCCUGAGUUGGCGGAAUUUUCAGUAUCUGAUUUGCAAACCGCAACGUGCAAUUUCUCUGAGAGCUUCAAACUUGGGCAGGGAGGAUAUGGUUAUGUUUACAAGGGCGAAAUGUUGGGCAGAACUGUUGCUAUAAAGAAGCUGUAUCCAAAUAACAUGCAAGGGCAGUCAGAGUUUCAAAAAGAGGUUCAAGUUCUUGGCAAAUUACAACAUCCUCAUCUGGUGACUUUACUUGGCGCAUGCCCAGAAGCUUGGUCUCUUGUAUAUGAGUACUUGCCCAAUGGGAGCCUCCAUGACUGCCUCUUCAGGAGAAGCAACAUUUCUCCCUUGACAUGGAAAGUCCGAGCACGGAUUAUAGCUGAAAUCUCAAGUGCACUUUGCUUCUUGCACUCUUCUAAACCUGAAAAGAUUAUCCAUGGUGAUCUGAAACCACAACAUAUCCUACUUGAUUCUGAACUUAGCUGCAAAAUAUGUGAGUUUGGAAUUUGCAGGCUUGUAACAGAUGAUACUCUUUCUUGCCCGAGUUUUCGUAGGGGCACUGAGCCAAAGGGUGCUUUUCCAUAUACGGAUCCAGAGUUCCGAAGAGAGGGGGUUCUGACAACCAAGUCUGAUAUUUAUUCCUUUGGGGUGAUCAUUCUACAGCUAAUCACUGGAAGGCCUCCUUUUGGGUUGGUAGGUGAGGUGCGUAGAACAAUGUCAUGCGGGAAAUUAGCCUCAAUUUUGGAUCCUUCUGCUGGAGAAUGGCCAACAUUUGUGGCAAAAAGAUUGGUUGACUUGGGUCUGCAGUUCUGUGAAUUGAGUGGCAGGGAGAGACCUGAGUUGACACCUGCUCUCGUGAGAGAAUUGGAACAGUUGCAUGCUUCAGAAGAGCGACCAGUGCCAUCUUUCUUUUUGUGUCCCAUCCUUCAGGAAAUAAUGCAUGAUCCCCAGGUGGCAGCUGAUGGAUUCACGUAUGAAGGUGAAGCAUUGCGUGGAUGGUUGGAAAAUGGCCGUGAAACAUCUCCAAUGACUAAUUUGAAGUUGAGUCACUUGCAUCUUACUCCCAACCAUGCCCUGCGUCUUGCAAUUCAAGACUGGCUUUGCAAAUCUUAAAAUCCCGUUGAUUCAUGAAUUUAUGUGCUACGUUUGUAUUGGGCUUUAAUCAUGUGUGUGACACAGAUGAAUUCUAGGCCAUCCCUGCUUCACCUUUGUAAAUAAAAUUGAUUGAGCAGUAAUUUUUGUAACAUUCUGCACAAGGAGUCUAUCAUCUAAAUUCUAUAUUAUUCCAGGCCAACCCUUCUGUCCUUGUCUGUUUGUCAAUAAUUAAAUGAAUCUUAUUUCUUAA